AUGGAGAGCCUCCUGCGUGACCUCGGGGACGCGCGCGACGCCUGUAACAACCUGCCUUUUGACGAUGCGCUGCGCGACAAGAUAGCUACCGAACUGGAUCGCAUCGAGGCUGCUCCGCCUCUCGAGCGCAUGUUGGUGACGAAGCCGCCGGUCAAGAGGUGGGCGGAAUUGGUCAGCCAGCAGAAGGAUCCGUCCAUCAAGACGCGUCGUCAGGCUGCGCUCACCGCCAUCCUGCGCGUCGUCGACCGCCUCCCCGCUCGGGGGCCAAGCCAAGAGGGGUGUGCGGCGCUCGUCGAGAUUGACGGCAGGGCGUUGGGCUCGGCGGCGAUGUUGGAGGGUGCGCGUGCGGGUGAGGCGUCCGCGGGUGAGGCGUCCGGCCGCUAG
Emiliania huxleyi CCMP1516 is the source of this 384-nucleotide messenger RNA. RefSeq lists its product as hypothetical. NCBI's taxonomy places the organism in Eukaryota, Haptophyta, Isochrysidales, Noelaerhabdaceae. Bases 1 to 384 code for a protein of 127 amino acids. The record is from RefSeq and is a predicted model, not a curated record. The transcript is spliced from 3 exons.